This is a messenger RNA of Anoplopoma fimbria (sablefish), 1842 nucleotides long. RefSeq names its product leucine rich repeat and Ig domain containing 2 (gene lingo2). Gene Ontology annotation, cellular component: plasma membrane. NCBI's taxonomy places the organism in Eukaryota, Metazoa, Chordata, Actinopteri, Perciformes, Anoplopomatidae. The coding region runs from base 1 to 1842 and encodes 613 amino acids. The record is from RefSeq and is a predicted model, not a curated record. The transcript has a single exon. Gene Ontology annotation, molecular function: protein binding.
AUGGUCGACUGUAUGAGCAAAGUCAUGCUGCACACGGUCGUCUCAUGCUGGCAACCAUUCCUGGGACUGGCCCUCGUGGCUGUCUUUGUGGGUUCCACCCUGGGAUGUCCCUCGCGCUGCGAGUGUACAGCGCAGACCAAGGCAGUUGUCUGUCACCGCAAGCGCAUGCCCAGCAUCCCGGACGGCAUCCCGACCGAGACCAGGAUCCUGGACCUGAGUAAGAACAAGCUAACAAUGAUCAACCCUGAUGACUUUUUUGUCUUUCCGGGGCUUGAGGAACUUGACCUCAGUGGAAAUAUAAUCAGUUAUGUUGAGCCUGGAGCUUUUAACGCCCUGUUUACCAUGCACUCACUCAGUCUCAAGAGCAAUCGUAUCAAGCUCAUUCCUCUGGGCGUCUUCACAGGCUUAACAAAUCUCACCCGACUGGAUAUAAGUGACAACAAGAUCGUCAUCCUACUGGAUUACAUGUUCCAGGACUUGCACAAUUUAAAGUUUUUGGAAGUUGGUGACAACGAUCUGGUUUACAUUUCUCACCGUGCGUUCAGUGGACUUUUAAGCCUGGAGAUGCUCACCUUAGAAAGGUGCAACCUUACAGUUGUACCCACUGAGGCCCUUUCCCACCUGCAUAACCUGGUCAGCCUCCAUUUACGAUACCUCAGCAUCAGCACCUUGCAUUCUUACUCAUUCAAAAAGCUGUUCCGGCUGCGGCUUUUAGAAAUUGAUAAUUGGCCCGCACUAGACCACGUGCCGGCCAACACCCUGCAUGGCCUCAACCUGACCGCUCUGUUCAUAACACACACCAACUUAUCCUCCUUCCCUUACCAAGCCCUGAAGCAUCUGCCCUACCUGACACACCUCAACCUGUCCUUCAACCGCAUCAGACACAUUGAAGGUGGGAUGCUGAUGGAACUGGUACGGCUUCAAGAGCUCCAUCUGGUAGGAACUCAGCUAACCACCAUUGAACCGUAUGCCUUCCAGGGCCUUCGAGGGCUAAAAGUCCUCAAUGUCUCUCACAACCGACUGGAUACACUGGAGAAGGGUGUUUUUCAGUCUCCUGAGGCUCUGGAGGUUCUUCUGAUUGACAACAACCCCUUGGUGUGUGACUGUCGUCUCAUGUGGAUCCUACAGAAAAGGCACUCUAUCUUCUUUGGGGAAUUGCAGCCAGAGUGCAGCACACCUGAAGGUAUUCGUGGCAGGCCUUUUAAAGAGUUUAAGGAGACUCUGCUGUCUUAUUACGUGACAUGUACCAAGCCAAAAAUUCGAGAGAAUAAAACACAGACGAUCACUGUGGAUGAGGGCCAGCAGGCGAUGUUGCGCUGCAGUGCUGAAGGAACACCAAGGCCCCUGGUGUCCUGGUUGUCCCCCCGUCGACGAGUUCUGACAAGUAGGAGCCAUGGAAGAGUUACCGUCCACAACAAUGGUACACUGGAGAUCAAGUCAGCAGAGGUGCAAGACAGCGGUGUGUACCUUUGCCUUGCGUCCAACAGUGCUGGGAAUGACACCCUAAUGACUUCAUUGGCGGUGAAAAGUCUGGGAUCACUGUAUGCUAACAGGACCCAGUACUACACAGAUCCCAGUAAUACCACUGCCAACGGCACGGCCGGUGUGACCCUCGGUUUAGACCUAAAGACUAUUUUAGUAUCAACUGCUAUGGGUUGUUUCACAUUCCUGGGAGUGGUCUUGUUUUGUUUCCUGCUGCUUUUCGUUUGGAGCAGAGGGAAAGGAAAACAUAAAAACAACAUAGAUGUUGAAUAUGUGCCUCGGUCAAAGUCUAACGGCACUAACGUUGACUGCGCAGAUGGACAAGCUGGUCCUCGUCGUUUUAACAUGAAAAUGAUGUGA